This is a messenger RNA of Gadus macrocephalus (Pacific cod), 1995 nucleotides long. RefSeq names its product zinc finger, CCHC domain containing 4 (gene zcchc4). The transcript has 13 exons. Gene Ontology annotation, cellular component: cytoplasm; nucleolus. NCBI's taxonomy places the organism in Eukaryota, Metazoa, Chordata, Actinopteri, Gadiformes, Gadidae. Bases 92 to 1603 code for a protein of 503 amino acids. Gene Ontology annotation, molecular function: nucleic acid binding; rRNA (adenine-N6-)-methyltransferase activity; zinc ion binding. The record is from RefSeq and is a predicted model, not a curated record. Gene Ontology annotation, biological process: rRNA methylation.
UCUCCGCGACGCUCACCCAUGCUUCCAGCUCGAGCAAUCUGCAUGCUGCUGAACUCACAUUAUCCCUCCCUACACAUUUCAUUUCUAAAACAUGGUCGAUGAGGACAAAACCGAUGAAAGCUUCGGAAUAGAAGUCAUCCUCCCAGACGACGGGAAGAAAGGCCCACCAUGUCCGCACGGUCCCACCUUGCUCUUCGAGAAAGUGGGUGGUGGGAACAAGGCAGGCAGACGGUUCUAUGCCUGCUCGGCUUGCAGAGAUCGGAAAGAAUGCAACUUCUUCCAAUGGGAAGAUGAUAAGGUUACCGAGGCCAGAUGCUUGGCAAGAGAGGUAGAGAAUCGGUCCAAAGCCCCCCCUUUCAGCCAGCAGCAGUACCGUGUCAGGUUCAGGAAGAUCGCUGCGCAGGACGACAAGCUCUUCUGCAAGGACUGCCAGCUCCUGCUACUCACGGAUGAGCACCUGGCCCACGGCGCCCACAAGAUCAUCCGGGUCAACGUGUCCCAGCUGCGGCGGCCCACCGCCCUGCUGCGGCCCCUGGAGAACAAGAAGAGCAACGCCCAGUACCUGUUCACCGACCGCAGCUCCCACUUCCUGCUGGACGCCGUCGCCGCGCUGGGCUACAGGAAGGUGCUGUGUGUCGGAACGCCAAGACUCCAGGAGCUGAUCAAGAUGCGUAACCUGGAGGGGGGUCAUGAGGCCAUGGAGAGCCUCCUGUUAGACAUCGACUUCAGAUACGCCCAGUUCUACAGCAAGGAUGAGUUCUGCCUCUACAACAUGUUCAACCACCACUUCUUCGACGGCGAGGCGUCCAAUCAGGUGCUGGAGGCGUUCCUCACAGAGGCAGAGGGGCAGAAGGUGGUGAUGGUGGCUGACCCGCCGUUCGGGGGACUGGUGAAGCCACUGGCCAGCAGCUUCUCUCAGAUCACCCAGACCUGGAAGAGAAUGCAGAGCCCUGACAGGGCCAGUGCGGACCUGUCCAUGAUCUGGACCUUCCCUUACUUCUUCGAGCCCCGCAUCCUGGAGUGCCUGCCCUCCCUGGUCAUGCUAGACUACCAGGUGGACUACGACAACCACCCCAUGUACAAGCAGGGCAAGUCGGGCCGGAAGGGGACCCCCGUACGGCUCUUCACCAACAUCCCCCCCAGAGACGUGGUCCUGCCCAAGGACGACGGCUACAAGUUGUGCUCUAAAUGCGACCGCUACGUGUGUGCCCUGAACAAGCACUGCGCCAAGUGCAACGUGUGUCCGUCCAAGGACGGCCGCGAGUGGAAGCACUGCUCGGCGUGCGAGAAAUGCGUGAAGCCAUCGUGGAGGCAUUGCCAGACUUGCGGCCGCUGCGCCCUCCCGGACCACCCCUGCACCACGGAGUCGGGCGUGGCCGCCGGCUGCUUCAACUGCGGCAGUCUGGACCACAAGCGCAGGGGCUGCCCCGAGAAGGACGGCCGCCGCUUCAAGAUGAGCGGGGGCAAGCCGGGGAAGAAGAACAAGAACAACGGCAACAAGAAGAAGAAGCCCGGUCAGCAGGUUGGACUGAAGCACAAGGCCAGUCACCGCUCAGGGGCCGCACGACGCACCAGAAAGGCCGCUCCCCCCAAGAGGAAAUGACCGCCUAACAAUGUCCCUGUCCUGUCUGCCAUCUUUAGACCGCCCUCUCUUCUGGUUGGCUGAAAUAGUGUCAGACCAUUGCGUUGCCUGUGACGUUACCUGGCAGUAAGUGUUUGGUGAUGUCCAAAUACAUUUGAAACAACAUCUAAUUGGGUCUCUUAUGUCAUUGAUGGUGACUUUCCAAUUGUUGAUAAGAUGAGAACUCACAUUGAAUUGCUGGUGUUUAGUGCACCUGAUUGUGAUUGUGUUUUGCCAUGGAUAUUUUUAUUAAUGAACUGUAAAAUAUCAGUCUAAAUAUCUAAGUUCCUGAUGUGUAUACUUAUUUGUAUGUGUCAACAUCCUUUUUUCCCAACAAAAGAUUAAAAUCCCUCUUGCCCUCGCUGGAUAACCAA